Molecule: messenger RNA, 540 nt
Organism: Nymphaea colorata (pocket water lily)
Lineage: Eukaryota; Viridiplantae; Streptophyta; Magnoliopsida; Nymphaeales; Nymphaeaceae
Exons: 1
Coding region: 1-540 (179 amino acids)
Biological process (GO): rRNA methylation
Molecular function (GO): RNA binding; RNA methyltransferase activity
Source: RefSeq, a predicted model, not a curated record
AUGAGGGCAACCACUAUAUCGCCAAUCUCCAAGCGACUCUUCUUUUCCUUCUCCUCCAAGGCUCUCGAGUUCGACUACCUCUACGGCAUAAACCCAGUCGAGUGCGCCCUCCACGCCAACCGCCGCCACUUCGAGUCGCUCUACCUCUCCGACUCAGAACACAUCGAGCUCUCCAGCCGUACCGCCAAGAUGAUCCAGCUGGCCAAGGCCACCAGCAUCCCCAUCAUCUUCACCCACAAGGACAAGCUCGCCCGCAUGGUCAAGCAGCAACCGCACCAGAAUAUCGUCCUCAAGUGCUCCCCUCUCGAACUCCUCCCCGUCAAAAGCACCCUCAGCUUCAAGCCAGGAGUCUAUGUCUUCUGCGACAAGAUCACCGACCCCCAGAACUUCGGCGCCAUCCUGCGUUCCUGCCUGUUCUUCGGGGUGGAGGCAGUCUUCACGGGGAGGAAGCACCACUGCCCCCUCAACCCGACGGUGAGCAAGGCCUCAGCGGGGGCGGCAGAGCUCAUCCCCACCCACCUCGUCGAGAAUAGCAGCUAG